AUGGCUGCCUUAAAUCAUACUGAUAUUAGCCACACAGUCUUCUACUUGCUGGGAAUCCCUGGCCUAGAGGACCAGCAUGUAUGGAUUUCCAUUCCUUUCUUUAUUUCUUACGUCAUUGCUCUGCUUGGGAACAGCCUCCUUGUCUUCAUCAUCCUCACAAAACGCAGCCUCCAUGAGCCCAUGUACCUCUUUCUCUGCAUGUUGGCUGGAGCAGACAUUGUCCUCUCUACGACCACAGUACCUCAGGCCUUGGCUAUCUUCUGGUUCCAUGCUGGGGAGAUCUCCCUUGAUCUCUGUAUUACUCAGGUAUUCUUUCUCUCUUCUACUGUUGUUUAUGAAUCAGGUAUCUUACUGGUGAUGGCAUUUGACCGCUACAUUGCUAUUUGCUACCCACUGAGGUAUAUAUCUAUUCUUACACAUGCACUUAUUGGGAAAAUUGGUGUGGCUAUCUUCCUGAGAAGUUAUUGUACAAUUUUUCCUGUGAUAUUUCUUCUGAAAAGAUUGACUUUCUGCAAAAGUAACAUCCUCCCAAACACUGUUUGUAAGCACAUUGUCUUGGCCCGUGUUUCUUGUGAUGACAUCCGAGUAAACAUCUGGUAUGGUAUUUUUGUCCUUAUGUCAACCAUGGUAAUAGAUGUUGUGCUAAUAUUUUUUUCUUAUGUACUCAUUCUCCGUGCAGUGUUUCGCAUGUCUUCCCAAAAUGCUCGCCACAAAGCUCUCAACACUUGUGGCUCCCAUGUCUGUGUCAUCAUCCUCUUCUAUGCCCCUGGCUUCUUCUCAGUCCUCACUCAGAGGUUUGGACAGCACAUUGCACCCCAUAUCCAUGUCCUCCUGGCCAGUGUCUACAUUCUGGCUGCACCUGUGCUGAAUCCAAUCAUUUAUGGUGUUAAGACCAAACAGAUCCGGGACCAGGUGAUUCAUGUGUUCUGUACAAAGCACAAAUGA
Molecule: messenger RNA, 945 nt
Organism: Tupaia belangeri chinensis (Chinese tree shrew)
Lineage: Eukaryota; Metazoa; Chordata; Mammalia; Scandentia; Tupaiidae
Product: olfactory receptor 52B4
Exons: 1
Coding region: 1-945 (314 amino acids)
Biological process (GO): G protein-coupled receptor signaling pathway
Cellular component (GO): plasma membrane
Molecular function (GO): olfactory receptor activity; G protein-coupled receptor activity
Source: RefSeq, a predicted model, not a curated record